ACGUGUUGGGAAGCGUAGCGUUGGCUCGGAGGAGGCGUGUGUUCUGAUCCGGCUACAGGCCCUACAUUGCCGCAUGUGGCCUCUGGGACUGUCUUGUGCGGUUCCGGGUCGCUGGAGCUUCUGGUGCGCGUCGUUUGGCAGGGCCAUGUCUGAGGGCUCCGCCCGCCGGCCGCGGCCUCCUAAGGACCCUCUGCGGCAUUUGCGUACGCGGGAGAAGCGCGGCUCUGCGGGGGAGCGCGAGGGACCCAGCACCGUGUACUUACAGGUGGUGGCCUCCGGGACCCGCGAUGCCGGCUCGGCUCUUUACGUCUUCUCCGAGUUUAACCGGUAUCUUUUCAAUUGUGGGGAAGGUAUCCAGAGGAUCAUGCAGGAACACAAACUAAAGGUUUCUCGCUUGGAUAACAUCUUCCUGACUCGAAUGCACUGGUCCAGUGUUGGAGGUUUGUCAGGAAUGAUUCUUACCUUAAAGGAAACUGGGCUUCCAAAAUGUGUUUUUUCUGGACCACCACAGUUGGAAAAAUACCUAGAAGCUAUCAAAGUAUUUUCUGGUCCAUUGAAAGGAAUAAACUUGGCUGUCCGACCCUAUUCUGCUCCAGAAUACAAAGAUGAUACGAUGACAGUUUUUCAGUUGCCUAUAAAAAGUAAAUGGGUUGCAAGUGAUUACCAGCUGACUCAGCAUUCCAGGAAGUCUCCCACCAGGUUUACUCCAAACCAUCCUACCAACUCUGAAUCUUUUAAAAGUGAACAACAACUUCCAGGUGGUGAUGGAAAUGAUUCUCUAAAGGACAUAGAUGACAGUUGGAAAAUAAAAGGCAGAGACCCAUCUUUGGUUGUAGCUUUCAUCUGUAAGCUUCAUGUGAAACAAGGAAAUUUUUUGGUGCUCAAAGCAAAAGAUUUGGGACUUCCCGUUGGUACAUCUGCCAUCGCACCUAUAAUUGCUGCUGUCAAGGCUGGGAAAAGUGUCAAUUAUGAAGGAAGAGAGAUUUUACCAGAGGAGGUUUGUAGCCCUCCAGAUCCUGGCUCUGUUUUUAUUGUGGUGGAAUGUCCCGACCAAGGAUUUGUAGAGCCGAUCUGUGAAAAUGACACCUUCCGGAGGUAUCAAGAGGAAAAGGCUGAGGCUCCUGUGUCUGUGGUUGUUCACAUGACUCCAGAAUCAAUAUUGCGGGAUAGCAGAUACCAGCAGUGGAUGGAAAGGUUUGGCCCCCAAACUCAGCACCUGAUCUUGAAUGAGAAUUGUACUUCUGUACACAAUCUCCGUAGCCUUAAGAUUCAAACUCAACUCAAUCUCAUUGACUCAGAUGUAUUUCCCCAGCUUACCAGCUAUAAUUGCAAGGAGGAUCUGGCUACUUUCUCCCUGCCUGUAAUCCGUGGUGAGUGCCUCCUGAAGUACCAGCUAAGACCCAAACUACAUUGGCAGAGGGAUGCCUGUAUCACUUGCAACCUUGAUGAAUUUGUGACUGAAGCUCUGGACUUACCUCAUUUUCAGGAAAGGGUGCAGGAGUAUAAGGAAAAUGCGCGGGACAGUACAGCACUAUUAGGGCAAGGAAUCCAGUAUCCGGAAGUCAUCUUUCUCGGAACUGGAUCUGCCAUUCCAAUGAAGAUCCGAAAUGUCAGUUCCACACUUGUGAAUAUAAGCUCUGACCAGUCUCUGCUACUAGAUUGUGGGGAAGGCACCUUUGGGCAACUCUGCCGCCAUUAUGGGGAUGAAGUGGAUAGAAUCCUGAUUAACAUUGCUGCUGUGUUUGUGUCCCACAUUCAUGCAGAUCACCAUACAGGCUUAUUAAAUAUCCUGUUGCAGAGAAACCGUGCUCUGGUAUCAGUGGGAAAAUCAUCCAGCCCGCUGUUACUAAUAGCGCCUACUCAAGUCAUGGCAUGGCUACAGCAGUACCAUGACCAUUGCCAAGAGAUUCUAGAUGCUGUCGAGAUGAUCCCUGCCAAGUGCCUCCAGAAAGGAAUUGAAGUCUCCAAACCCAUGAUUGCAAAAUCGAUUACUUCACUGCUAGAAAAAUAUGAUUUGGAAGAGUUUCAGACUUGUUUGGUUCAGCACUGUAAGAAUGCUUUUGGUUGUGCAUUGAUCCACAAAUCAGGCUGGAAAAUAGUCUACUCCGGUGAUACCAUGCCUUGUGAUGCUCUGGUCCGGUUGGGUAAAGGAGCUACUAUGCUUAUUCAUGAAGCUACUUUGGAAGAUGGUUUAGAGGAGGAAGCAGUAGAAAAAACACACAGCACUACUUCCCAAGCAAUUGGAGUUGGGGUGAAGAUGAAUGCCAGGUUUAUCAUGUUGAAUCACUUUAGUCAGCGUUAUGCCAAGAUCCCCCUUUUCAGCCCUGACUUCAGUGAGAAAGUUGGGAUUGCAUUUGACCACAUGAGGGUUGGCUUUGGAGACUUUUCAACAGUUCCUAGACUGAUCUCUCCUCUCAAAGCCCUGUUUGCUGAUGAGAUCAAAGAGAUGGUGGACAGGAAAGAGAAACGGGAGUUGCGACAAAUCAGAAAGGCCACUAUUAGUGCAGGUCAUUGUGGGCAUGAUGAUGGACAAGGGCCCAAGCCGACUCAUAAUGGAGAAGAGAGACCUAAAAGCCCACCAGUCAAAAAGCUCAAAGUAAACUGAAGGCAUCUACCAUGGCCUUGGAGAAGGAGAACUUAUAUCCUUCCUUUCCUUUCUUUAUGGGGAGGCGAUAAGUGCUGGUUGAGUGGAGUGGUAACUUCUUUUGCACUCUAAAAGAAAAUCCUGUUAACUUUGACAGAGCUACUGGGAAGAGAAAGAGACUUUGAAAUAGAAUAUAAUCUCUUGAAAGAUGGAUGAUGUGAUUUUUGUCUUUGUAUCCCAGUGUUGGUCACAUAAUGCCUUGCAAAUACUAGUUAUGUUAUAAAUGUUUGUGGAAUUGAAUUUAAAGAAUGAACAAAUUGAAUCAUAUACAAUUAAUAAUAAAAACUGUCAGAAUUUUUUAAAGAAUAA
This is a messenger RNA of Trichosurus vulpecula (common brushtail), 2953 nucleotides long. It is a transcript of the gene ELAC2, whose product is annotated as elaC ribonuclease Z 2. The transcript is spliced from 24 exons. Gene Ontology annotation, biological process: mitochondrial tRNA 3'-end processing. The record is from RefSeq and is a predicted model, not a curated record. Gene Ontology annotation, molecular function: 3'-tRNA processing endoribonuclease activity. Lineage: Eukaryota; Metazoa; Chordata; Mammalia; Diprotodontia; Phalangeridae. Bases 74 to 2605 code for a protein of 843 amino acids. Gene Ontology annotation, cellular component: mitochondrion.